Molecule: messenger RNA, 729 nt
Organism: Striga hermonthica
Lineage: Eukaryota; Viridiplantae; Streptophyta; Magnoliopsida; Lamiales; Orobanchaceae
Source: the annotation of a GenBank genome assembly
AUGGGUUUUGAUGAUAAGAAGAAGGGAAAUGGAGAAGAGGGCAACCCGGAUUCGAAAGUUGGGUCGGGCGAUCCGGACCCGGAAAUCGUGCCCGGGACCGGUGGCCGGGUCAGCAGGCAAAUAAGCGAGAGCUCUAUUUACACGACUGAUCAUGAACAUGAUGAAGAUGAUGAGGAUACUGAAUCCAAGAUCCAGUUGGGCCCUCAAUGUACCCUCAAAGAGUUGUCUGAAAAGGAUAAGGAUGAUGAGAGUUUGAGGAGGUGGAAAGAACAGCUUCUGGGGAGUGUGGACAUCAAUGCUGUUGGAGAAACACUCGAUCCGGAUGUGAAAUUCUUGAGCCUUGCAAUAAAAUCUCCCGGGAGAAAUGACAUAUUGUUGUCAGUCCCAGAGGUUGGAAAUCCUAAAAGCCCGUGGUUUACUUUGAAAGAGGGAAGCAAAUAUAGCCUCGAGUUCACUUUCCAGGUCAACAACAACAUUGUAUCGGGCCUCAAGUACAAGAACAAUGUCUGGAAAACCGGCAUUAAAGUGGACAGCACGAAAGAGAUGAUUGGGACAUUCAGUCCUCAGCCAGAACCUUAUAAGCACGAGAUGCCGGAAGAGACUACUCCGUCUGGCAUGUUUGCUAGGGGUUCGUAUUCGGCAAGAACACAGUUUGUUGAUGAUGAUAACAGAUGCUACUUGGAAUUAAACUAUACAUUUGAGAUCAAGAAAGAGUGGCAGCAGACAUAA